AUGUCUACACCUAACGAACCCACCGCGUUGAUCCUCGACCUGCCACCGGAGCUCUUCCUUCACAUUUUCAACUUCCUCUACGAUGAUUGGUUUCUUGACAACCUCCUCAGCCCAUCUGGCCUACGUCAUCUAGCUUAUCGGCACGAGCUGCCGGAUACGCCGUGGAAGCAAUUGGCUCUUGUCUGCAAACAUCUACGCGCGCUCGUACUCAGUCACCGCGCCUUCGUCACCACACUUCAUCCCGCCAAGACGGCCCGUGCUCUGGAGCAGCGCAUCGCAAAUGCACCGAUCCACAUCUUGCAUACCGACAUUUGGGCCUGGGCCGUCAACCAGACCGCCGAACCUGGACAUGCGCAAGACGUGACUGGCGCCACCGAGCGCGCGCUCAGCGAGCUUGAUCAAGCUAGGACCUUCAGACUGGACUCGGAGAUCAUGUCGGCGGAUCAACUGAAGUUGGACCUCCUUCAACGAGCAUUCCAGGCGUUGUCUACGACACGCGCGGCCAACCUUCAGGAGAUGGUUCUCCGGUCUACCCGAGCGCCCGACGUUGCCGAGGCAGUAGUGCUUGCAAGCGCCGCUCAAUUGUGGGGAGCCGGCCCGGACUCGUUUCCUCAGCUGGAGCGCAUCGAGUUGCACAAUAUCCCGUACACCUCGCACUCGUCAACCUUCCCUCCGCCUUGCCUCACAUCCCUCGAGCUGUCGGCGUGCGCUAUCCCCACGGGGAUUGACGGUCUCAUCUAUAUCCUCAACCGCCUCCCUCGACUGCGCACGCUCGAUCUAUCGCGCCUCUCGCAAUUCUCGCCAUCCAUUGCCUUCGAGAAACGCGGAUUGCGAAGCGUCCCUUUGCCGAUGUUGCAGCGCCUACGUCUACAAGACUUCAUCCCCGCAAUCGAGAACAUCCUGUAUCACCUGGACUUCCCGAUCACCACCAAAGUCAAGUUCGUCAGCAUCCCCAGCAUGGGCAAUGAACAGGUCGACGGCACGGAGUUGUUGUUUGGUAACAUUGCCCGGGAUAUACACUCGAGAUGGGGUGGUGCGAUCGUGGUGGAUACUGUCGAGCUGUCCGUUCGACGCCACUGGCCCCAGAUCAAGAUGGACGUCAAGGUGGCCGGACAGAAGAAGCUGAGCGUGGACUUCGAUUGGUCGGACGGCAGGUGUGACGGGAUGGGCGUCUUUAUCUCCGAGCUUGGCGUACUCCGGAGCACUAGCAACUUGACCAUCGGUCCUGCGAUGAGCAAUGGACUGACGUUCCAGGGCUACGACCGCGCCCCCCAGAUACGCCGAGUACUUCAAUGCUUCCCGAACGUCGUCGUGCUCAAAGUGCAGGGGAACAUCGCUCACCUGAUAUGCGACAAUCUCCAGCCGACAUGCGACCAUCCCCAAGAGCCGGUGUACAACCUCAUGCCUAGCAUGCGGGAGCUUACCAUCAGCGACAUCACUGCCUACGACGAGCUCACGGCGUGCUACUGCUGGCAACGGGAAGGGCUCAAGCUCACGUUCAUUGCAUGCCCAGGUCUAGUGAACGUUCCUUGGCAGAUCCUCAUUGGCGUGGUAAGAGGACAAAUCGACGUGGACUUUAGCAAAGUUGAGGAGCAGUCUGAGUUGCAAGCCACCAUCGAAGGACUCACGGAGGAAGAACAACCUCACGACGAGGACGACGAUUGGGCACCGGACGGUAAUAACUCGGGUUAUGAGAUGGAGGAUUACGAGAUGGAGGAUGACGAGAUGGAGGACGACGAGAUGGAGGAUGAUGGAAUGGAAGAUGCUUGA
Peniophora sp. CBMAI 1063 is the source of this 1770-nucleotide messenger RNA. The record is from the annotation of a GenBank genome assembly. NCBI's taxonomy places the organism in Eukaryota, Fungi, Basidiomycota, Agaricomycetes, Russulales, Peniophoraceae.